AUGGAUGCCAACAACAACUCUUGCGCUCUCGAACCCACCCUCGACGCCCCUGCAAUCGAGACCCCUGAGGCUCCGACCCCGGGGGACGAGGAUGCCGCAACCCAUGGCGCCCAAGACGUCAGGCCUGCGGCAUCCGACAUCAUAGACAUCAACGAGGAAAUCUUGCGCCUAGGUAGGCUCGGAGUGUAUGCAGUCCCCGUGCGCAUCCUCACAGACGCUGCCGGCAAGAAGAGGACCGCAUUUCCAAGCGGGGGUUGGAAGUCGUUUCAAUCAAUCGAGUAUUGGAAGGCGCACAUCCACGAUUGCCUCCAAUGGUCCGAGGCAAACGGCCUCGCAAUCUUGACGGAGCCGAGUGACCUAUACUGCAUCGAUAUCGACGUUGCAAGCACCAGAGUCAAAAGGUCGGGCGCUGAGAAACAAGCCGGUACGGAGCUUUGGGGCGAGCUAGUGGCCGCGCACGGAGAGCCUGCAACUCUGAAGGCGGUGACCGGGUCAGGGGGGUUCCAUUAUUACUUCUGGUCUUCUGGUGCUAGCUCGCCGGUCGCUGCAGAGCUGAGCGAUGGCCUCUCGACGCCCCCAUCUUUUGCAAGCGCCGAUGCGGGCGCUCCGAGUUCCUCCUUGGCGUCGGGAGAUGCAGCCCCCGAGUGGGUCGGAGAGGCUUCGGUUCCCGCGCACCUCGAAUUGCUCGUGCGUGAGCUCAAGACAAUGCUGAGAGAGAAGGCAAAUGAUUCGACGAGCGUGAGUGCAUUCUUGAAUUUUGUUGCGGAGGUUGCUCGCACUGGGGGGGGGCAGCCUUUUGAAGGGCUUGCAAAAAUCUUCAGCCUCAUCUACCAGACUGAAGGCCGCAUCUUGAACACGGGCGAGAAGAAGAUCUUUUUCUUUUGGGACGGGCGUGGGUGGAUCGAGGAUACGUGCAACAAAGUCCUCGGUGUGUUUGCUGCUCAGAUGGGCGCGCUUCUGAAUUGGUAUGAACAAGAACGCCUUGGCCUCUUUCUGAGAAUUUUCCUUGACAAGCUGAGCGAAUUGGAUCCAGCUCUAAAGACCAUCGAUAAAGCAGCGGUGCAGAGAUAUCUGAGCGAUCCCAAGUGGAAGCAAAUCAGAGAUGAGUCAGAGCGUCAAGUGAAAGUGGAUCUCCCAGCGAUUAUUUUCAAUGUGCAGGAUCCGACCGUCGUCAGGAAAUGCCUUCAGUACGUCGUGACGGACUUGUACGUCGCAGACCUGUCGUCUCACAUGAACAAGGAUCCUUUGCUGGUAAACUUCCAAAAUGGCGUUGGGUACAUCCCCACGGGCAAGCUCAUGAAACCGCACCCCUCCCACCUUUGCAGCCUGAUGGCGGGUGGUGAAUAUCAUCCAAGACCCAUCGGGACACGGUCUAGAUUCAAGGAGUUUCUGCUGGAUGUUGCAAAUGGCGACGAGGAGGUCGUACGGUGGAAAAUCCUGUGGUUGGGAUACUGCCUGUCCGGAUAUACGGACGAGGAGCUGGUAGUAUUUUGGUGGGGGGAAGGAGGGAACGGGAAGGGGGCAUUGAAGCAGGCAAUACUAGCUGCUUGGGGGGAUUACGGGAUCAUCUGCUCCAAGCACAUCUUCAUGAAGACCAAAGACGAUACUGCGAGCGCUGCAACGAGUCAUCUAGCCCAAUUGCAAGGCGUCCGUAUGGGCAUCGCCGACGAAUUGGAUGAUGGCAAGAUCAUAAAUGCCGCCACGAUCAAAGAGCAGACGGGAGGAGGCUCGAUCUCCGCCCGAGAGCUAUUCGAGAAGAUGAAGAACUUCAUUCCAACUCACAAGCUGGCUCUGCUGACGAACAACAAACCCCGUAUUCCAGUGGAGGAGGUCAAUCAAGGCCUUCUGCGUAGGAUUGUCCUGGAAGUAUACCCAAAUCAGUACGUAGAGGAUUCCGAAUUCAAUCCCGAGAUUGCAACCCAUCGAAGGGCAGAUGUUGGUCUGAAGAUGUAUCUCGAGUCGAAGGAGGGUAUCGAAGACGUUACUAGGGUCGUCUUUGAGGGCGCACAUGAAUGGUACAAGCUACGGACGGCCAACGACAAGAUUCAAAAGGUGCUCUGGCCUAGACCCAGAGUCUUUACGGAAGCAUGCAAUGAAUAUCUGAAGGAAAAUGAUACGUUGUCUACGUUUCUGGAGCAAGAGUGCUUGCUUGGACCCAACGAAGUGGUUGUGAUGAGCGAGUUGUCCACGGCCUACAAGGCGAGGGAAUGCGAGGACCAGCGCAUGACUUCACAGGCGUUUACGAAGGCCCUGAAGGCACACAACAUCACCACCGACCGUAAGCAUCCACAAGUGCCUAAGCUUAACGGAUACGGCUCCGGAAGGCCGUACAUUGGAGUCAGAUUGCUCAGGCAAGAGGAGUUAGAGAAGCGGCAUGCAACGGCCAAGGUUGAGGUGCGUGAAUGGCAAAAGGGGGGAGGCUGA
Molecule: messenger RNA, 2424 nt
Organism: Klebsormidium nitens
Lineage: Eukaryota; Viridiplantae; Streptophyta; Klebsormidiophyceae; Klebsormidiales; Klebsormidiaceae
Source: the annotation of a GenBank genome assembly